Messenger RNA from Monodelphis domestica (gray short-tailed opossum), 7133 nucleotides. The record is from RefSeq and is a predicted model, not a curated record. NCBI's taxonomy places the organism in Eukaryota, Metazoa, Chordata, Mammalia, Didelphimorphia, Didelphidae.
GCCCCUUCUUCCCCGUGCUCCCUCGACCCCAUCCCUGCCCGCACGCCGCCUUUGAGGUGGGGCUCCUGGAGAGUGCACUUGCUCUGUGUCCGAACUCCUCCUGGUGACUGUGAGCAGAGCUGAUGUUGAGGAGCACACCCCAGCCAGCCCCUAGCUCCCCAUCUUCCCCAAGUAGGGGCUGUUAGAAAACCUCACUUUUUUCUUUCCCCUUUUGUAUGGACUAUGAAUAAAACUUGGGGCAAUUUGCAGUUUGGAAACCUGGUUGUCAUUGUCUUGAUUGAACUCAUUGUCACCAAGGAACCAGUGGUGACAUCCAGAAAGAUGUGGCAGCUAAAGUGAGGCCACCUGGACUUUGAUCCCAGAAAUCCAAGGGGUCAGAACCAUUAGGCUGUGUGCUACAGGAAGCAGUCAGUCAGCCAUCUCCCCCCAGAAGGCCACUGGGAGGUGACCACCUUGAUGUGCCUGGCUUGUGGUGCCUGUGCUUCAGGGUACCUGUACUUGGGGUGAUUGGGAAGGAGAAGGAAAUGGCACAGGGGGCAGCUGGCAUGGACAUCCCACUUGUCGAGAGCCUCACUGGAGCCUCUCUGCUCCAUCCUGCCAUCGCCGUCACCUGCGCCUGCCUCCUAAUGUUAGUGGGGCUCUGAAGUAGCCUUGUGGUAGCCUCUGGGCUUGUUGUACUAAGUUCAGAUAAGUGGGAAGCAGCAGGGGAUGAAGAGCUGCAACUUUUUUCCUGGCCGUGGGACCCAGGCAGUGGAGGAAGCCUGAGGAUUUAACUUUGCUAUUGGAGUCUGGCCAGGAGAAGUUGGUUCCUGCUUUUCUUGAGCCAAAUUUCAUAUUACCUGGGCGGGUAAAAUCUUUGAUGUGGGAUUCCCAAUAGAGCCUUCCUGUAGAUGGCAUCCUGGAAUGACCAGGCCAGCCAUGACUCCCACUCCUAGACUGUCUUUGAGGGAGAAGCCAGUGCCUUGGCCUCCUAGCUCACUUCUUACUAUUGAGCUCUCACACCUACAUUGGGCUCACCAGGAACUUCCAGACUAUGAUGAAUUCCAAGAAAUUGUAGACUUGAAUUCUCUUUUCCUUCUCUCUACUUCCUCUUUUUUCCCCCCCCUUUAUUCUCUUGAAGGGAGUGGUGGGAUGUGGAGUGGGGAGGGCAAGAUCUCAUCCCCCCCACUGGGGUCAUUUGUAAGACUUCAUAGAUAGAACUCAAUCUGUCACUGGGUCCUGGGAAAUAGACUAAGGUGUCUGCAUUUUAUUUUUCAUGCUGGAACAUUGGCGAGUUGGCCAUAAUACUUCAGUUUGUAACAACAUUUCUCUCUUGUCACUCUGAUUUCCUAUCUUCUCACCUUUCUCUUCUGGUGGGGGGUGGGUCUUAAUUGUCUGUCCUUAUUGCAGCCCAGGGCAAGCAUUUACCUGGAUGUAUCUACUUGGAGCCUGGAUGAGCACCCUAACCAGUUCUAGUUCCUGGGACUGGAGAGUCCAGGCUCAGGCUCCCUGGACCUCUCCCCUCUCCCGAGUUCCUCCUUGGCUAACAAGGACAAGCCAUAAACAGAUCUUCGGCCAACUAGCUUCCCCGCCUGACCUAUCCCUUUCCCAGGAGUGUCAGGGGUGUCUGACAGUCUUAUUUCAGCUGUUUUUUCAUCACCUCUCCUGUUCCUGUUAAUGUCUUUCUGACUUUGAGGGUCCUGCCUCCUUGAAGAAGGGUGGAGGCAAGUGGCAGGUUAGGGGUUGGUGACAGGUAUGAAUUUUGCCUUUGUGGGCACCCCCACAACCACGUGUACCUUGGAUUUGGGGGAGUAGAACCAAAUGAAGAUGCUGGUGGGUGGGUAGGUAGAAGCCAGGCUCCAGACUGGCUGCCUUUACCUGACCAUGUGCCCACUACUUGUGCUUCUUGCUAAAUCCUCCAUGGUGUCCCAGGUUCCUCUCUUCAAUGAUGAUCAGGUUUGGGAAAAAUCAGGACACCAACUGCAGCACAAGCUCUGGCUCAUACUUCAUUGAACCUCUUCGCUUUUUUUUUGUAUCUCAGGGUUUUUUUACAGACAUCUUUUUAGGUGACACUUUUCCCCCCAAUGCACUAGUCAAUGCCAUCUUGGUCCCGUAGACCUUGGCUCUAGAGUUCCAGGGUUUAAAUGCAAGAAGCAUUGUGACUCAGAGAUGAAAUGAUGGGGUGUUCAUUGUCCCUACAAGCUUAGCGAUCCUUGCUGAGUGACUGGGAGAGCUGGAAUUGGGCAUAAGGAGGUGCUUUCAUCUGGCUCUGACUUAGUAGAUAUCUUGAUGUUGAAUCUUGGGGGGGGGGGGCCAAGCAGAGCCUAGGUGCAGUUCAGCGAUUCAACCAGCCUGUAUUAAGAGCCUCCUUCUGUGCAAUGGACUCUAUUGGGGCUGGGAAUGAGAAGAGCCCAAAGCACAACCCCUUCCCCUUAGGUUCAAGCUGCCAUCUUAGUGGGAGAGAUGGCCAUAGUUUCAAACCAUUUAAAUUAUCAGGUGACAGGAGUUGUACAAACAUGUUGGAACAGUUAAGAGGGGGAAUAUUUCAGCUGAAGAACGGGAGGGGCUUCCCAUUGGACUUUUAAAGCAUAUAUUGGCCUCCACAGCAUAUUGAGCUGACCUAUGGAAAUACAAGCUCUUGGAAUCCAGAACUGGAAAUAACUUUUGGAUUCCUGUCCACAGCAAGUUCUGUUGACUUAUGUUGGGAGGAGAAUGGGCUUGGCCAUUCCCUGGGUCCCAUUCUCAUCUAUAAUGGGGUUGAUCUACAGGAUUUCUUCACUCUUUGGGUCCUUGAUGCUUUGGGGAAACCUGUGGACCUCUCAGCUGGAUAUUUCUAAAUGCCUAAAAUAAAAUGUAUAUGAUACAAUGGGAAACCAAUAGUAUCAAAAUAAAGGUGUAAGUUUUUUUUUUCCCCUCAUUCAAAUUCAAGGAUGUCUUGAAAUUAUCCAUGGAGGUGAACCCCAGUUUAAGAAGACUUGGGCAAGCUUUCUCAGGUCUGUGUCCCAUCCUGCCCCCCCUUACCCCCCAAACCAAGGUUGAGACUUCUAUGGAGCAGGGUUCAGAUCUCUUGGGGAAUGAAUAAUCAACUGGGAAAGGAGUUGGCUGGAAAAUGGAUGUUUUUGACCUUUCUUAAAAAGCUGGGCUCUGAGACUACUGACUUCUGGGAGGAAGUUGGUUUUUUUUUUUUAACCCUUACUUUCCAUCUUGGACUCACUACUAAAAGUAUUGGUUCCAAGGCAGAAGAGUGAUAAGGGCUAGGCAAUGGGGGUUAAGUGACUUGCUCCCGGGGUCACACAGAAGUGUCUGAGGCCAGAUUUGAACCCAGAACCUCCCAUCUCUAGGCCUGGCUCUCAAUCCACUGAGCCACCCAGCUGUCCCCAAGAAGAGACUGAUUUAAAGUGAGGGUGUCAGGGGGAAAGGGAAGUGUAUAUGGGAGGAGACAGAAGUUUAUAAGAUUGAGUUAACUCAGAUUGCCUGUGAAGUUUACAAAGCCCAUCACAAUCAUUGGAAAGGGGCUUAUUUAGAGUUCAUAAGGGGAAUGAUUUGCCCAGUUACCAAGUUUAAAAGGGGUCCAGGCCACAUUUCUGGACUCUUGAAUUUUAGUGGCUUUGCCAGCCCCCCACCACAUUGACAGGUCAGGUUUUCUGAGCUGGGCCCUGGGAGGCCUGGAUGCUCUGCAAGUGGAGACCUGGCUCAUAGUGAUCUUUUUCCCUCCCCACCAAGGUCUUUCUACCAUUGUGGUAUGGCCUCUGCUUCCACCUGGCUGCCUAGGCUCUGCUAAUAAGUGGCUUAUGUCUGUUCUAGAUGGUUGAUUUCUUCUUGGCCCCCAGGACCCAGUGGUUUAUUCAUUAACCAAUGUAACUCACAGCCAAAUAACAAUCCCUAACUCAGUCCAGUUUCUGGACUCACUUCCAAGGAAUGAGAUGGCGAGUUUGGGUUUAAUCGGAGUCUCUUUCCUGGGUUAGCAGCUUGGUUUGGUUGCCAUCUCUAAGGAGAACCCACAACUGAUGCAAUAGCUUCAUCCUGGCAUUUAAUGGAAAAACAUCACAGCUGGGAGGAACUAGACCAUCUCUUCUGAAGGGGGAUUUUCCUGACCCUGCUCUUCAGCCAGCCAGUGCCUUGGCCAGGCAAUGGGCCCACUUCUUGAAGGGGCAUGUUGAAGGCUUUAACUAGGAUUUAAAACUGAACAAGUGCUUGGCUUCUUAGCCUGGGAACUUAUUCAAUAUUUGGGUCUCUAUUUCAGUAUAGCUGGUCUCCUUUGUAACACUAUGUAUUUUAUGCAUUUACCAACAUUCUGAGAGAGGAUCCAAAGCUUCACCAGCCCCAAAGGAGACACCACUCCAGGACUAGUGCAACCUCAUUUUAUAGAUGAGGAAAAAGGUCCAAAUACAGCAAGUGACUCCUUAUCCAAGGUCAUCUAGACCCUCCUGCCUGGCCCUGCAGUGCCAGCAGCCAGUGGGAGUGUUUGUUUUCAAAGCCAGGUAGUGAUUUUGCUGUAGCUACUUUGUUGACUGCAAAGGAUGAUGGGAGUUUGGGGCCUGAGAUUGGCAACAUCUUUGUCACUGAUGUGGAGGAGGGGUUGGGAAUUUGUCAACCUGAGCAAUUUAGAGGGGACUCCAACUUUAGCACUUGGGUACCUGUUUGCCUGUCAUCGGGCAAUUUGCACAACUAUUCAGGUUGUAUGGACCUGUCAAAAUCUUCAACAUUGAAGCCAAACAAUGUCUUGAAUUUCAAUCUAUUAAACCAUUAAAAAGCCAGUCUUCCUGAUCAUUAAAACAAAAACACUGUAAUCUAAAUUGCCAAAAAAGGGAACUACUUUGUCACCUUGACCCCAUCAUUUUUUGGCCCUGGACCACAAGAGUGCACAGUGUGUUGAGGGACCAAUCAAGUCAUUUCUUCCAUUUCUGAUAUUACAUAUUCAGUCUCCCUCCAGCUCUGACAUUCCAUGUUCUAAGGUCUUUUCCCUGUUGCCCAGGGUGGACAUUCUGUGUGCCUUGUUUCAAGGUCUUUCCAGUUCUGACAUGUCCAAGGGUUCUGUGCUCCCUGCCCAGAGACUGUAUUGGGAAAGGCAGUGCAGACCCUGGCCCUAGAAGCUGAGGGCAAGGAGCCUUUCUCUCCUGCUCUGUACUGCGUUAAUAAACGGGUAUGAAUUGAACCAGGGUUUUUUGCAGCACAAGUGUGUAAAGGAAGUAACCAGGUCCGUGGGCCUUUGGGGUGCUGUUAAACAUCAUGUUUAACAUUCUUUUAUGUUAAAUGUUAAACAUUCUUGACUCCAGGAAAUUGAUAUCAGAGCUCUUAAAAGUCUCCAUUUUGUUCUAACCAUUGCUCAUUGUCUGGGCAGCAUCAGAAGGAAAGAAGCGAGUAUUCAAUGCCUAGUAUGUGCCAAGAGCUCAAGUGGCCCUCACGGCAACCCUGGGAGGUGACGGACGUGUUUCGCAACCAACCAGGAGGAGGGCCCGCCUGGAACACCGGCCCCCCUCGCUCGUCGGCGUGGCCAAUCGGGCGGCAGGCCGAGCUCCCCGUCUUUCCCCGGAGUCGCCGCUGCGGCCGUCGCCAUUUUAGCGUUUUGUCAGAGGCGCGAGGAGGAGGCUGUGCCGCGUCCCGUGCGGGCCUCGUCGUCGAGAUGGUGAAGCUGUUCAUCGGCAACCUGCCCCGCGAGGCGACGGAGCAGGAGAUCCGCGCGCUGUUCGAACAGUAUGGCAAGGUGCUCGAGUGCGACAUCAUCAAGAACUACGGCUUCGUGCACAUCGAGGACAAGACGGCGGCCGAGGACGCCAUCCGCAACCUGCAUCACUACAAGCUGCACGGCGUCAACAUCAACGUGGAGGCCAGCAAGAACAAGAGCAAGGCCUCCACCAAGCUGCACGUGGGCAACAUCAGCUCGGCGUGCACCAACCUGGAGCUGCGCGCCAAGUUCGAGGAGUACGGGCCCGUCAUCGAGUGCGACAUCGUCAAGGACUACGCCUUCGUGCACAUGGAGCGCGCUGAGGACGCCGUCGAGGCCAUCCGCGGCCUGGACAACACCGAGUUCCAAGGCAAACGAAUGCACGUCCAGUUGUCCACCAGCCGGCUUCGGACUGCGCCCGGGAUGGGAGACCAGAGCGGCUGCUAUCGGUGUGGGAAAGAGGGCCACUGGUCCAAAGAGUGUCCAGUGGAUCGGACGGGCCGCAUGGCAGACUUGGCCGAGCAGUACACUGAGCAGUACGGAGCCGUCCGUGCGCCCUACGCCAUGGGCUACGGGGAGUCCGUGUAUUACAGUAACGCGUACGGAGCGCUUGAUGCCUACUACAAACGUUGUCGAGUUCGGUCGUACGAGGCAGUGGCGGCGGCGGCGGCAGCCUCCGCGUACAACUACGCAGAGCAGACCCUGUCCCAGCUGCCACAAGUCCAGAAUCCGGCCAUGACCAGCCACCUCACCUCCACCUCUGUCGACCCCUACGACAGACACCUGCUGCCGACCUCGGGAGCUGCCGCCGCCACCGCCGCCGCUGCCGCCGCCGCCGCCGCCGCCGUCACUGCAGCCUCCACCUCCUACUAUGGACGGGACCGGAGCCCCCUGCGUCGUGCCCCCACAGUCCCUACUGUAGGAGAGGGCUACGGCUAUGGGCACGAGAAUGAGCUGUCCCAGGCCUCGGCGGCAGCCGCUGCCGCCCGGAAUUCUCUGUAUGACAUGGCGCGGUAUGAGCGGGAGCAGUAUGCGGAUCGGGCGCGGUACUCAGCCUUUUAAAGCUCGAGGUGGGAUGUGUGGGGGCUUCAGCCCCGGGCUGCGGUUGUGCAUGAGAAUUCACCCUUCGUGGUCCCCCAUCUUCGGGAUGUUCUCACAGCUCUGUGCGUUGGGCCCCUCAGGAACCACGGACCUUAAUUUAACCUUGCUAAGUUGAGACUCUCUCCCCUGCUCCCCUUGUUCUUCAGUACCUUCCCACUCAUGUUCUGUUCUCCCAGUAGCCUUUGCUAUGUCCAGAAACUGUGGCAGGGGUUGUACUGUCUCUCCCACUCAUGUCCUGCUUUCACUGGGUGCUGAAUUGGGGGAUCACUACAGUUGCAGGGGGGCUCCGGCUCCUUCUUCCCCGUUUUGCCCCUAGUGGCUUGCGAUGGGUAGACAUGUAGAGUUGGUCACUUUUUUUUUUCCAGUGAAAUAAAUGUUUUUCAAUUUA